Molecule: messenger RNA, 1904 nt
Organism: Pseudophryne corroboree (corroboree frog)
Lineage: Eukaryota; Metazoa; Chordata; Amphibia; Anura; Myobatrachidae
Gene: GATA5
Product: GATA binding protein 5
Exons: 6
Coding region: 67-1242 (391 amino acids)
Biological process (GO): negative regulation of transcription by RNA polymerase II; positive regulation of transcription by RNA polymerase II; cell fate commitment
Cellular component (GO): nucleus
Molecular function (GO): DNA-binding transcription factor activity, RNA polymerase II-specific; RNA polymerase II cis-regulatory region sequence-specific DNA binding; zinc ion binding
Source: RefSeq, a predicted model, not a curated record
CGUCGUGCAAGGCCCGGAGCGGUAUCACUAUAACCGGAGACCGGGGACUGCGGCCGGAGGAGGAAGAUGUACCAGAGCCUGGCCCUCACCUCCAGCCACGGACAGUCCGCCUAUGCCCAUGACUCUGCCAACUUUCUACACCCGGCAGCCAGCCCCCCGGUCUAUGUGCCCACCAGCCGGGUGCCAGGCAUGCUGCCGACCUUACCCUACCUGCAGAGCUGCGAGGGCGCCCACCAGGGGCACCACCUGGGCAGCCACCCGGGAUGGCCACAGACCGCCAGCGACAGUCACGCCUUCAACACCAGCAGCCCCCAUACACCCUCCGGGUUCUCCUACUCGCACAGCCCGCCGGUGGGCAACAGCAGUGGGCGGGAAGGAGCCUAUCAGAGUCCCCUGAUGCUGAGCGGGGGCACCCGGGAACAGUACAGCAACGCGCUGGUGCGCUCGGUGAAUGGCUCCUACUCCAGCCCCUACCCCUAUGUCAGCAGCGAGAUGCCCCCAUCCUGGGCAGCGGGCCACUUUGACAGCUCUAUGCUGCACAGCCUGCAGGGCAGGUCGGCGCUGCACGGGAGGAGAUCCAGCCUGGAAUAUCUUGAAGAAUUCCAUGGGGAGGGGAGAGAAUGUGUCAACUGUGGGGCAAUGUCCACCCCACUGUGGAGACGAGAUGGCACUGGACACUACCUGUGUAAUGCCUGUGGACUGUACCAUAAAAUGAAUGGUAUGAACAGGCCACUCAUCAAGCCACAGAAAAGACUGUCUUCCUCUCGCCGUGCAGGACUGUGUUGUACAAAUUGCCACACAACCACUACGACCUUAUGGAGACGAAACUCAGAGGGAGAACCUGUGUGCAAUGCAUGCGGCCUGUAUAUGAAACUGCACGGGGUUCCUCGUCCAUUAGCGAUGAAGAAAGAAAGUAUUCAAACCCGAAAAAGGAAGCCCAAAAGUGUUAAAGGGAAAACUACCACAGGGUCCACCACUUCAGCCACCAACUCUCCCUCAUCAGUUACAACAGACACCACUCCGGUAUUAAAAACAGAGCCUGUACUACCUGCACAGUACCCCGGGCAGAGCAUCGGCUCAGGCUCCCAGGGUCAAGGUCAAGGAGACGAACUCGUUUCCGGGUCUCAUGAGCUAAAAUAUAUUUCAGAUGACUAUGCCUUUAGCUCAACUUCUCUGAGCCAACAACCGGGACUCAGCGUUCCUCUCCGUCAGGACUCAUGGUGUGCCCUAGCUCUUGCUUAAACCCAAAAUGUCCUGGAACGCUUAGAGGAUGAGGCCUCUACUUGCUAUAUUGAUCGGACACGUGUGGAGAGGGCACAAAACUAUGUUCAAGGAAAAGGAACAAGACUGGCACUUUGACAGUCAGUGACUAUGUACAGGAGUCAGGAAAUCUCGGAAAGAAGGGUUUAAUGCUGUCAUUAUGGCAAUAAAAGGUUGUCAUAAAACCCUGAACCUCAGGACUAGAAGGCCACUCUUUCCAAGGAGGAUGUAGCAUCUUGGUUUAAUGAAAUCCAAAAGGUGGUGGGACAGGAUCAAGAUGACAAUCACAGACACUUUACAGUGAUUUUCCAGUUUGUGUUCUUAUGGUAGCCUCGGAUAGAAGGGAAUUUGCUACUCGUGCCUGCUGACUGCUGCAAAAUCUUUGAUAUCUAUGACAAUCAGAAGAAACUCUGAACUUCAGUUUUGAAGAACUAAAGACUAUUAACUGAAAAACAGGACAAGCCUGGUGGAAAUGAAACAGUUGUCACUGAAACAACCAUUUUCCAUGAAAUUUGCCAAAUAGUGAUUACUUCCUUUCUUACACCUUAAGUGCAAUUAGUUUCACUUUACAAUAAAGAGUGAUAACGCGCCACAGAGAAAAAUAAUUUUAUCUAAAUAUUAGCACGAUUUCCAGUGCACUUUUC